Molecule: messenger RNA, 4731 nt
Organism: Xenopus laevis (African clawed frog)
Lineage: Eukaryota; Metazoa; Chordata; Amphibia; Anura; Pipidae
Gene: fam117b.L
Product: family with sequence similarity 117 member B L homeolog
Exons: 9
Coding region: 257-2038 (593 amino acids)
Source: RefSeq, a predicted model, not a curated record
CAGAAAGCCGGAGUGUGGCGGUGGGCGUUUCCUGGGAACACUGGGUGUUGUGUUGUCCCGGGACACAUUUUCGGCGCGUGCCGCAGGUGCAGCUGCUGUGACACCGACGUUGCUGCGAUACAUUCGAGGCAACAUAUUGACCCCCGGUAACUCACAGGGAAUUAGCCAUUCGUAUUGCUUCCUGAUGCGGGACUAUUCUUCCGCCAUUUUGUAGCACUGUAGGUAAUCGCCUAUUAGGCAAAAGGCAAGAAGAAAGAUGUCCCAACAACGUGUGAGAAGGAACGGCUCUCCCACCCCACCGCCGACCCCUGUUAGUACCGGAGCAGGUGGAGCCCCAGGGAGUCGGCUGCAGCCAAUGAGGGCCACCGUCCCUUUCCAGCUGAAACAGCACGGGAGCCCCACACGGGGCAGCAGCAAUAAUAACAACGGGACUGGCCAGCGCACCCCUUCUACAAGCGGCAGCCCCACACGAGCAGGGGGAGGAAAUGGCCUGGAAUCACCCCCGGCAGUGACCAGCAAUCGAGGAAGCCCCACGGUGUCCACGCAGACAGGGGCGUCACCCACUCGUGGGCAUCACCACCAUCAUCACCACUCUCACCAUCACCACCACCUUCAUCAUCAUCACCAUCAUAAUAACCAGCAGGGGGUCGUGUCUCCUGCCUCCUCUCCCCCUGUACUCACCAGUCCUGCAGAUCCCUCCAUAGCAGCAGCCUCCUCAUCCUCUUCUCCCUCCCCUGUGGCCCUCUCCUCAAUAGGAAGGCCUGGCUGGCAGCAAAGGGCCUCACCGGAGAGGAAGAGUCCCAGCUCCCCAAAAGGGGAUAAAACACAGCCUCCUUCAUUAAGUCCCUCAAGUUUAAUCCGGCGCACGCCUUCACUUGAUACACUUGCCGCUCCAUAUCUGUCUGGUCAAUGGCCUCGUGAUAAUCAAGUACAGACAGCUCCUUGUAUGAAAGACCAGUCCACCCAGACGGAGAGUGCUUGGGCUGAAGAAUAUGCAGAGAAGAAGAAAGGAUCUCAUAAGCGCUCUGCAUCCUGGGGAAGCAAUGAGCAGCUAAAAGAGAUUGCAAAAUUACGUCAACAACUUCAGAGAAGUAAACACAGCAGCAGACACCAUAGGGAAAAAGACAGACAGUCUCCAUUCCAUGGCAACCACUCUGCAAUUAAUCAGAGUUCAAUGUCCAAGAACGUACUUACUCCAGUGACUAUUCCCAUUACAAAAUCCUCUGGGUCUCGAUUUCGCAACAGCAUGGAGGGGCUGAACCAAGAGAUUGAAAUAAUUACAAAGGAAAAUGGAGAGAAGGAAGAGCAGCUCUUGCACGGAGACUGUUCAGGCCUUCUUGAUGUCAAUGGGAACACUUCAAUGGGUUUUCUGCACCUGCUCCCAAAGCCCCAAGAUAUCCCAGAUGGACAUCGUGCUCCCCCACCUCUAGCACUGCGCAGUAUAGAUACUCAGACCCCUGGAGGGGUUGAACACGGAAGCAACAAUAGCAGCCGCGCGCAAUCCAUGUCACCAGGCACUUUCAUUACAAUUUCUAAUGAGUGCAACGAGGAAAGCCCUUGCCUGGUUGAUGACAAUAUUGCAGAUCCUCGAGACAAAGAGAAUGGAAAUCAUUCCCCUCUUCCCAAGUAUGCUACAUCGCCAAAACCAAAUAACAGCUACAUGUUCAAGAGAGAACCACCUGAGGGAUGUGAAAGGGUAAAAGUAUUUGAGGAAAGCGUACCAAAGCCACUUCACGAAAUUCCACCAUUUUAUUGUCCAGAUAAGAACAAAGUGAAUUUCAUUCCAAAGAGCGGUUCUGCGUUUUGUCUGGUCAGCAUACUCAAGCCCCUUCUACCCAAUCAGGAAAUAACCUUUAAAGGCCCCAACCAUAGUCUUACAGUGCCUUCUGGAAUACCAUCUUCACUGAUUCAGAACCUCAGCAUGACUUCCAUAUCAGGAAACCUAGAACAGGAACGUAAUUCUCGAGGGACAAAUACCCUUGCUCCCCCAUUGUCUCUGCUACACCCAUCAGGCCAAAUUGAUGAAGAAGAAGACUAAAAAACAUUUUGUAUGUCCCUUGUUACAGAGGGACUGCAGUGACUUCAAAUGCAGUAUUUUCAUAAGCUGUUAAAAGUAUUGACUAUAUUCUAAGUAAUUUGGGCAGACUUGCUGGCAUUGGCAUCUGUAAUGGAUAGAAUUGUCAAGCUCUGGAAAGAACUAUAAACACCCGCUAAUUCUUUUACCUUGGCUUUCUUGUAACAUCAAAAUAAUCUGGUGCCUCUAUCUAUAAAGUGUUAAUGAACUGAUUUAAAUGCUGCACCAGCAUUGUAUCAGCAAAUUGAUUUUGUUAUCCUUGUUUUUUGGGCUUUACAUCACUAGUCACUGUGAUGCCAACUUUCAUGAGGAACAAGACAAACUGCUUUCUAGAUAAGUCCAUAUUAGCAAUAGCUAACCACUCGAGUGGAAACAAGAAGGCAUUUUUUUUUUGCAUAGGUAUAAACUAAUGGCCAAGGUUAUUUCAUAAAUUUUAAGCUGUUUUCUAGCUGCUAGGUAGGAACAAAUAUGGUCUUGCAAGGUUAUCUCUCAUGUUAAGAUAACUCAUCUUAAUACUAUAUGUAAACCUGUAAAUAGAAGGUUGAUAGUGAAAAUGAAUAGAUUGUUGGUGAUAUGGUUUAUGUUACAUGGAAUUAGAUGUACCUCCUGCUUCAUCAUCUUAUUAUAGUUGUCGACAUUGUGGAAUUUGUAUCCUACUUCAUUAGCAGACAUUCAGAUGAUCAUAAACCGUGUAUGAGGGCCCCAGCUCAAAUUUUGAUUUGCUAGGCAAGCUACCUGUUGCAGUGUGCUGCUCUUUGCAUAUCAUAGUUUCAUGUUUUUCAGGAUCCUUCCUUCCCACGCUUACAAUGAAUCUUCCAAUGCAUUGGAGUACUACUCAACAAUUUAGUCUAAAAUAUAAAGCACAGACUAUCCAAUGCUUUCAUCUACCGCAGUUUAAUUCCUUUAUUGGCUACAGGAGCUUUUUUUUUUAGAAUCAGUGUUGAAUCAGACUCCCUCAGAAUUCUGAUAGCUUGGCAGUGAAUUGCAGAAACUUCUAGUCCAGAGUUUUUCUGGUAUUUAUCCACUGUACUAAACAUGAUAUAGUUUAUCUAAAUUAUAGAUAAGAGACAUUAAUAAUGUAAUUUGUAGCCAUCAUAUUUGAAGACACAGAUAAAAAAAUGUGAAUUUUUUUUACCACUUGUUGGCUCGUAUCAGACUACACGACACUAAGGAGAAAAUAAACCGAGACAAGUGCCAGAGCAUCAAGACACAUGCUGUUGCUAGGGGAAUGAUAUAUUAUGGUAGUAUCACUUCACCUACCGAUGAAGCCCCAGCCAGAAAGUGGCCUUUAACAGGCUCAGUUCUAGGAGACUGCGAUCUUCACCAGGUGAAUAUAUUGGGUAAUAAGGUGCAUCAGGUGUUGUAUUUCUGACCAUAUAUGGAACAUAUACAUGUUGGGGGUAUUUGUAUAACCAACCAAUUUGUAGCUUGAUGCUCUGUCUCUUUAAAGAGGGACCUGUCAUCCAGACAAAAAAACUGUAUAAGUCCUUUUCAAAUUGAAGGACCAGUAACAUCAAUUUUUUUUAAAAAAAAUCGUUUGUAUAGAAUGAAAAAAAAAUACAGAAAAAGGUGACACGGUGACUAUCCAUCAUACGGCGCUCGAUUUUUCCUCCCUGGCUAUCUCCUAUAAGGAAGGCAGGGAGGAGAAAUCGAGCACCGCAAGAUGGACUGUCUUUUCUGAAUAAGACCGCAAUCGGAGUUUUGGUAAGUUAUUUCUUAAUAGAGACUUAGCGAUUUAAAAGUUUAAUUUGUCUGUUUUCUUUUUUGUACUAUACUAGCGAAUUUAAAAAAAAAAAGUUAGUGGUCCUUUAAACACAAGAUUCAAAUAAUAUCUCUAAGUAAAGUUCAUUUUGUUUGACUAACACAAUAUAAUAGGAUUUGGAAUAUUUUUUCAGAUGGCAGGUCCCCUUUAAAGGGAUAAAGGCUUCUUGGACUGCAUUUUAGCAGAAUGGUGCCCCAAAAAAUGGAAUCCGGGUGCCAAGGUUUACCUGUAGCUGUGCCACCUCUUCUGUGAAAUCCAACAUCAGUAGAAUACAAUAAUAAUAUUGUGAGCAGAUGCCUCUAUCAUUGACUUACUCAAUCGUGCCAUUACAUGGGCAGCACUAUGCAUUCUCUGUGCGAAAAGACUCAUAUGCUGUAUUUUUCAGGUUAAAGGAAUACUAUGGCUGGUACGGUUAUAUCUGUUCUACUGGAUAUAGCUGUACCUGUAACAUCCCUUUAUUAGGCCUCCGGGCAAGUACUGUUAAUGUCUUGUGUUUUUUGUGUAUUGCAGAAAUUUCCAAGUAAUCCGAUCCCAAAGAUUGCUGCUAUAAAGAUGUUAAAUGUGAGAUUUUCCAGAUUAUGUAAACAGUUUACCAGGAAUACACCUGUUCCAGCUGAUUGUAUUUUCUGGAAUUUCUUGGUUUUUUUAAGGUAGGGUACCUAAGAACCAUACCUUUCUGAUUAGGCAUUUAAAAUAAUGGCUAUGAUUUUCUAUAGCAAUAACUCUGACUUGAGUGUAUUGUUCCAUCAGCUUUAUUUAAAGUUAGAGUGUAAAUGUUUCUCCAGUGCUAAACCAGAAUGCAAUCAACGGAUUUGUGCGAUGGUCAAGAUGUACCUACAAAUGGUAUAAUGUGAAUGUUGGAUUUGUUAAGUUAAUAAAUUUUUUUAAAGGGAAA